Molecule: messenger RNA, 1202 nt
Organism: Brassica oleracea var. oleracea
Lineage: Eukaryota; Viridiplantae; Streptophyta; Magnoliopsida; Brassicales; Brassicaceae
Exons: 5
Coding region: 139-1062 (307 amino acids)
Cellular component (GO): chloroplast
Molecular function (GO): phosphatase activity
Source: RefSeq, a predicted model, not a curated record
AAUGAAGAACAACAAUAACUGAGAGUAAGUAAACAAUGGUAAAGACGACAACCACUUUUGGGUGGUUCGAUUGGUUCUGGUCCUAAAAGGUGUUCUCGUUCUUGUGGACUAUCUUCUGGGAUUUGCAGGAAGAAAAAAAUGCUCUCUUCUCCGCAUCUCUCCCAGCCAAUGAAUGGACUCAAAGACAUCGUGGAGACACGAAACUUUAAGGCAUGGCUCUUAGAUCAGUAUGGAGUCCUUCACGAUGGCAAACAACCUUACCCCGGCGCAAUCUCAACUUUAAAGAAUCUAGCAACGGUAGGUGCCAAGAUCGUGAUCAUAAGCAACUCCUCCAGACGUGCUUCAACCACAAUGGAAAAGCUCAAAGGCCUUGGCUUUGAUCCUUCUUUCUUCACUGGAGCUAUAACCAGUGGUGAACUAACCCAUCAAUCUUUACAAAGGAGAGAUGAUCCUUGGUUCGCUGCACUAGGAAGGCGUUGUAUUCACAUUACUUGGAAAGAUCGGGGAGCAAUCUCUUUAGAGGGUCUAGAUCUAAACGUUGUGGACAAUGUGGAAGAAGCUGAGUUUGUUCUAGCGCACGGCACUGAAGCCAUAGGACUUUCUUCAGGAGGUGUAUCUCCCACGCCUCUCGACGAGCUUGAGAAGAUCUUGGAGAAAUCCGCAGCUCGAAGACUCCCCAUGAUCGUUGCCAAUCCAGAUUACGUGACCGUGGAAGCAAACGUUUUCCACAUCAUGCCGGGUACACUAGCUGCCAAGUAUGAAGAACUUGGAGGAGAAGUGAAAUGGAUGGGGAAGCCUCACAAGAUGAUCUAUGAGUCUGCUAUGGCGAUUGCGGGAGUUGAUAAUCCGGAGGAGGCUAUUGCAGUGGGAGACUCGCUUCACCAUGAUAUAAAGGGAGCUAAUGUUGCGGGGAUUGAAUCGGUGUUUAUCACUGGUGGGAUUCAUGGUAGUGAGCUUGGUCUCACUUCUUUUGAUGAAACUGCGAGUUUAGACUCGGUUAAGACCCUUACUGCUAAACACAAUGCGUUCCCUUCAUAUGUAUUGUCUGCGUUUAAGUGGUAGUGUUCAUUGUACAAAUCAUGUUAUUUGCUUCUUCAUCUAGACUUUACCUUCAUUUAAACUCUUGAGAAAGCAGUUCACUGUUUAUGAAAGUAAAGACUUAUUGCUAUGUGAAUGAGAGUAAGAUACAGAGCUUUCGUUUC